GGAUAUUUAUACUCGCGGCUCUGCGCGGCUUUUCUGAGCCGUACGGCGCCCGCCUCCCGCCCCAGCCGCGCGGGGGGAGCCACCGGUUCCGCUCAGCGCUCGCUGGGGAGCUCGGAGGCCCCCCGGGAGCGGGACCCCAGAGUCCGGUUGUCCAGCUCUGUCCAGGCAGGCGUUGGCCCGCAUGGAGGGGACUGCGGAGUCCCAGACGCCUGACCUGCGAGACCUGGAGGGCAAGGUGGGCAGGAAGACCCCCGAAGGGCUGCUGCGCGGACUUCGUGGCGAGUGGGAACCGGCAACCUCGGGCCCCCUGACGCUCCCGGGGUCGCCCGACACGGCCCACGGCCUGGGGGGCAAGAUCAUGGCGCUGAGGAUGGAGCUGGCUUACCUGCGAGCCAUCGACGUGAAGAUCCUGCAGCAGCUGGUGACCUUGAACGAGGGCAUCGAGGCGGUGCGGUGGCUGUUGGAGGAACGGGGCACGUUGACCAGCCACUGCAGCAGCCUUACCAGCAGCCAGUGUAGCCUGACGGGCGGGAGCCCUGGCCGCUCGCGGCGAGGCAGCUGGGACAGCCUGCCGGACACUAGCUCUGCCGACAGGCUGGACAGUGUCUCCAUCGGCAGCUUCCUCGACACAGUGACCCCGACUGAGCUGGAGGAGCAGGCCCCCCUGGGGGUGCCUCGCUCUGAGAUGGACUGGGCAAAGGUUCUCCCCAGUGGGGAGAGGGCCAGGACUGAGGUGGAGCUGACAGCCGCCAAGCUAGGGAGCUUGAGGGCCACAUGGACGCUCCCGGGUGAGGGGCAGCCGGUGGGGGCCGCCGAGCCCCCUGAGGAGGAGCAGGCCAAGCUGGGCUUUGAGGCGCAGUGGUACUGGGAGCAGUGCCAGGAUGAUGUGACCUUCCUGUAACCAUGUGGCCCCUCCAUCACUCAGCCCUGACCUCCCUCACAUCUGUCUUUCCUGAUCUGGGACCAAGAAGAGACUGCCGGGAAAUGGGUUGCUAUGGAAACCUAGUCUCACCCUUCCUCUGGGGCCUGAUAAGAGGCUCUGCCUUUGUCCCUCAAUCUUGGGUCCCUAAAGCUGUUCCCACAGAGGUGUUGACUCCAGAGGCUAGACCUGUGGGUUCCUAGUGCCAUAGGACUUCUUCCCCUCCCUCCCCAGUUAGGUGAGAAUUUGAGGGGCUUCAGACCCCUAGGAGACCACUGAUAAAGACACAGGAGGGGAAUUACCUCAUCCAACGUCUAGAAGCCUUGAUCCCUCUCUUGACCAAGAUUGCAAGGGACAUGGACAUUCAGGGCCAAGCCGCCAUGAAUUGGCCUUCCCAGAAGUCCUUGGGGCUGGUAGAACCACUUCCCCUACCAGUCCAGUGAAUGAUGUCAUUUCCUGCCAGGAUGGACUAGCCUUUCCCUGUGGGAGCACUUUGAGGGCUGAUAGAUCAAUGUGCAGGUGUCUGAAUCCCUGCCCUUACAUGACACCAUCCUUUAUACACUUCUAACAAGGAGGAACAUGUUAUCCAUCUUGGCAGGAAAGAUUCUGUCAAAUGUACUUGUUUUCCGACAUACUCUUAACUUUCCAAAUGUCCUUAUAUUGUCCAAGGGGGCUCCCUUCUCCCAUGGCCACACCCCUUAACUAGUGCCAGCGUGCUCCCACAUCAGUGCUGUUAGGGAAUGAAACUGACCGGUUUCUUACUCUGCCCCAACCCUGCCCGGCUCUGGGUUGCCCCCGUUCUCGGAUUCUGGCUCCAGAUCCGGCUGCUUUUGUGCCUCUACACCUUCUCAUUUUUCCACUUUGGGCCUCAGGCCUUUCAUAUGCAGAUAGACACUCCCAGGCUUCUCUCUCCACUCUUCAGGGCCAGAAGGAUGACGAAGCUUGAGAUCUCAGAGCUUUGGGGGUGUGCAAAAAAGGGAGAGAGAGCACAUGGGUUAAGUUGUUUACCUUGUGUGCACCCCCAGUACCCUAAUGGUUCCCUGAGCACUGCCAGGAGUGGUCCCUGUAUAUAGAGGCAGGUGUGCUCCCCACCCCCCCGAAAAAAAACAACAACAAAGAACAAAAAUCCAGAUCAACAAAAAGUCCAAGGGACAAUAUCUUUCUCGAUCCUGUGAUUUCUCUUCCCUCCCACCCCGGACCUUCCAUCAUGUGGUCACAAGGACUCUGCUGGUGGCGGGACACAAGCAAUCCCCUUGUUUGGGUUACAGUGGGGGGCGGGGUGUGGCAGGAAGAGACAGAGGCUCUUUGGUCCUGGGGCCCACUUUCCCCGGGGAGGGGAGCCAAAGGAAGCCAUCUCUCCUGCCUGUCGUAGAGCAAGCCCCCGCACUCCGGGGACGAAAGAGAUUUGGCUCUGAGUCCCAGGGUUCUAGUGAAUCAUACCGGAGUAGGAAUUAUCAGAAGGUGCCAACCUGGGGUUUAACAAAGGGACAGUCCAGAGAGAGGGUGGGAGGGGACUUGGUUGUGUCUGAUGUCAGAGAAUGAAUUCUUGGAGGUUAACUGUAUGAACCCCAGUUCACUUCGCAGGUGUUGUUCCCUGUUUUUCCUGGUACCUGAAACUAGAUUACUGGAAGAUGAAAUAGAUAGAAAAGAAUUUCAGGUGAUCCUUGUAUAUUUCCUUGGCCCUCCUAAGUUGAAGAAGGCUUCCCCAAAUCCUAGAAUAACUCCUGUAAUUUCUCUGUCUUUGUUCGGAUCUGGGAAGGGAAGGAAUCUUAGUCUUCUGCAGCCUCCAGCCCUACCCUUUUGGAGCAACAGAAUUCAGUCUGUGGCUUUUCCUUAAAACUCUUCGGGGUCAGAGCUAUAGUACAGUAGUAGUAGGCUUACCUUGCCUACGUGGCUGACCUGGGUUUGAUCCCCAGCACCACAUAUGGUUUCCCCGAGCCUACCAGGGGUGAUCCCUGAGCACAGAGCCAGGAGUGAGCCCUGGGCACCUCUGUGUGUGGCCCAAAACCCUAAAAUGAAUAAAGCUCCUCUCUUCCUCCCAUUCCCUCAAGGGAUUGAAAUCCCUAUCAAGUGCUCGGCCUCGUCAACUCUAUGCCCCCAGCAGCCCUUCCCUUACCCACAUUCUCGAUCUUGGUAUUCCUGUCCUCCCUUGGGCCUAGGAAUUCAAAAACCAUUUUCUAGUUCCUCCUGAAUUGCCAUUUUGUCAGGCGCCCUUGGAAACCUCAGUUCCUUUUUGAAAGCGCUGGGCUGCAAAUUUUAUGUGGUAGAGGUUGCCUGCCCUCUUGCGGUCAUUAUGUGCCAUUGCCAGGCCUGGCUGGGUGAAACUGGCAAGAGAAGGGCCUGAUGGAAGCCCAGUCCCCUCCCUGUAUAGAGAGGCUAAAGAAAAGGGCCUAGAGAGGACCCACCCAUAAGACCACGGCAGUGUCUAGGUUAGAGAAGACAUUUGUGUCUGCCUGCCUAGCUGCCCACAGUUCCGUUACCUGUGAGAUUCUGCCUAAGGCCGAAGGGGCUGAAAGCAGUUUCUCUGUCUCUGUGUGAAUGUUUGUGUUUGUUUAUUUUUUUGUGUAAUGGCUCCAAGUCUGGAGAAUGGGAAGUGCCUCUUGCAUCAUUUCUAUCAGAGAGCUAAAGCCAGACUGGGAAGAAAUUUCACUUUUUUCCCCCAAGCCCAGUGGACAUGGUAGAGGGUUCUAACCAGCUCUGUCUUCCUGUGUAGAACCAUCCUGUGCUUCUCAAGGCAGAUUAUUCCCAGCAAAUUAGUCUGGAUUCUCUCUGGAUAGGGUAAAUUAGUAGUCUCAAUUAUUUCUUAUUCCUUAAUAGCUUUUUUUUUUCUGAGGGGUGUUGGAGGAGUUUGGGCCACACCUUUGUCGUACUCCUGGCUCUGUGCUCAUGGGACAUUCCUGGUGGUGUUCAGGGAAUCAAACUGAGUUUGAGGCUAAAUGCAGCCUUCAGCCUGUACUUUCUCUCUAAUCUUAUUUCUUGAUACUUAAACCAAACUUUAUAGAGCACAGUGAACUCUCCCCAUCCAUUGAUUCUGAGCCCCCUUUCACAUUUUUUCUUAUUUUCUUUUCGGUUUUGGGGUUUCACCCAGCUCACGGGGAUGUGGGGUGUUGUUGACAAUCUGGGGAGUGCCAGCGAUCAAGCCUCGGGCUCCUGCAUGCAAAGCACGGGCCCCAGCCCUUCGAGCUCUCUCCCUGGCAUUUCUUUAUUUUUUUAAAAUCUUAUUUAAUUAAUUUAUUUUGGGGGCCUUGCUGGGAAUUGAACCCAGAUCUUAUGCAUGCAAGGCAUGUGCUUUAUCACUGAGCCACGUCUCUAGCCCCUAAAAUUUUCUUUGGAUUCCUGAUCCCUGUUACUUUCCCUCUUCCCGAUGUAGAUGCACACUGUAAUAUGUUCAGUAUGUGUUGGAUAAAUGUGUAUCUUUAAAUAUACAUAUAAUUAUGUGCCUAUGUGUUUUAGCAUCUGUAAAUGGUAUACUUUGGCAGUAUGCUAUGUGCAUCGUAUCUCUGUGGUUUAACUUGUUCAUUACUGAGGUCCCACCUCCCUGGGAGUCCAUUCUCCUCGCUGCCCAUCUUAGUCUUUGGCUCCAUUCAUCUUUAUGGUUAAAAAUCUGAUCUUGCAUCUUAAAAUUCUCCAUCAACUUCCCACAAAAUUGUUCCCCACCCUCUAAUGGAAAGUUUUAUAAAUUGCUUCUUUUACUAGGAAUUACCUAUGGAUAAUUUUCUAAUGCUGUUAUUUCUCAUUGUAUUAGUCCUAUUUCUGUGCAGAAAAACUUUCUCACCUCCUCUGAACCAUUUGGUCACUUGAAAUAAAGCUCAGAAUGGCGAGAUAAGAUGUUUUAACUGGUCUUUCAAAGCAGGAAGUUGAUGCUGUAGCAAUGUGGUAUACAAAGUUCUUGUUUCAUGUCACUCUUUGGGGUUUUGUGCUUGUUUGUUUUUGUUUGUUAUUCUCAGUUGGUGUUUCUGGCCCCAUGCUCAGGAGUGACCCCUCGCAGUGCACAGAGAUGCUAGGGACUUCAAACCAAGGCCUAUUGCAUUCUUAACCAUCCCUCUCUCAGGCCCAUCACUCUCUCACUUUUAGAUUAUUAUUGUGAGGGGCCCAAGCAAUAGUGCAGUGGGUAAGGCACUUGUCUUGCAUGCAACCAAGCCAGGCUCAAUCCCCAGCAUCCCAUGUGGUCCUCAAGCCUGCCAGGAGUGAUCUCUCAGUGCAGAGCCAGGAGUAAGCCCUGAGCACAGCUAGAUGUGAGCAUCCCAAAGUAAAAUGAAAUGAUUGCUCUAGGUAGUGUUUUCAUAUUUAAUGUUUUAAGUAAUUCAUAGUUAUUUUUGUUCCAUACAAUAUUUUAAUUCUAUACAAAAGUCAAGAAAAUAACAAUGAAUUUUCUUGCACCCAUCAUUCCUUUUCAGUAAUUAUCAGCUCAUGUCCAAAUCCAGUCUUCAUUUUGUUUUUUCCGUUUUGUUUUUUGGGCCACACCUGGCAGUGCUCAGGGCUUACUCCUGACUCUGCAUUCAGGGAUCAGUCCCUGUGGGCUCAGGGAAACAUAUGGGGUGCUGGGGUUGGCUGCAUGCUAGGCAAGUGCCCUGCUCACUGUCCUAUCUCUCCAUCCCCCAUCUAAAUAUUUUAAUAUUUAAUUUUAUUACUAUUAUUGCAUAUAAAUUAAAAUAGCUUUAAUAGGUUCAGUUUUCGCCAGUUUUCUGAUAAACAUUUGUUUCAUUUUGUUGUUUUGGGGCUACACCCAGUUGGUGGUCUGGCGCUAUUCUCAACAUCAUGCUUGGGGCUGCUCCCAGCACUACUUGGGGGGACCAUGUGGUGCCAGAGAUUGAGCUUGGGCCACUAGCAUGAAAAAAGCAUGUGGUACAUACAUGUGGGUGAAUUAUAUCUCUGGUCCCUGUUACCACCUUUGUUCGGUUUUGGGGUGACACCUGGUUGUGUGGUGCACAUGCUUUGACUGUGGGACCCAAGUUCAAUCCUUGGCACCAACUGCAUGUUUCAAUGAGCACUGCUGAAUUUUUUGGUUUUUGGGUCACAUCACUUGGUCCUCAGAGCUUGUUCUUGGCUCUGAGCUCAGGAAUCACUCUAGGAGGGGCUUGUGGCACCAUAUGGGAUGCAUGCAAGGCGAGUGCCCUACUCAUUGUACUAUUGUAUGGCCCCUGUGCCCCAGCACUGCUGGGAGCAACACAGAGAGAGAGAGAGAGAGAGAGAGAGAGAGAGAGAGAGAGAGAGAGAGAAAUUGUAAUAGUUAAUCUUGUAAUAGUUAAUAGUCUUUGGGCACUGUCAGGUGAGGCCCAAACCCCAGAGAAAAUGAAAUAAAUGAAAAAAAAAUGAGACUAGCUGGGGAAGCUGGGGGUGUAGCUUGGCUAGAGUUUUCUGGAAGGACUGGGCAGGCAUUUCAAUGUAACGACUCAAGGACACUUCACUGCUCAGGCCCCGAAGUGCCAGGGACCACCAGGACAACCCUUGGCAGUGUUAAGAGGCUUCCAGGGCAGCACCUAGAAAUGCCCAGAGGGCCAACUGGUGCCAGAGAUGAAACCAGGUUCACAUCCUUUCAGUUUUGGCUCGGGGCCACAUCCAGCAAUGUUUGGGGGCUACUCCUGGCUGUGCCAGGGACUGACCUGGGCCUCUCACGCAUAGCAUGCAGUCAACCUGUUAAUCCUUUGGUCCCUUCACCUCUUUCCCAUGGACAUACACACACAUUAUUGCCGUGUGGCUAUUAAUGACUCGAUGCCAGGCACCACAGAAAUCUGCA
Messenger RNA from Sorex araneus (European shrew), 6656 nucleotides. RefSeq names its product leucine rich adaptor protein 1 (gene LURAP1). Gene Ontology annotation, biological process: positive regulation of cytokine production; positive regulation of canonical NF-kappaB signal transduction. Lineage: Eukaryota; Metazoa; Chordata; Mammalia; Eulipotyphla; Soricidae. Bases 182 to 901 code for a protein of 239 amino acids. The record is from RefSeq and is a predicted model, not a curated record. The transcript has 2 exons.